Ctenocephalides felis (cat flea) is the source of this 878-nucleotide messenger RNA. RefSeq names its product chymotrypsin-2-like. Gene Ontology annotation, molecular function: serine-type endopeptidase activity. Gene Ontology annotation, biological process: proteolysis. Bases 43 to 849 code for a protein of 268 amino acids. The record is from RefSeq and is a predicted model, not a curated record. NCBI's taxonomy places the organism in Eukaryota, Metazoa, Arthropoda, Insecta, Siphonaptera, Pulicidae. The transcript has 6 exons.
CCAUCUCAUAGUUAAAAUAGAAAUAGAAGAAAUUAAAAGAAAAUGUAUAAGUUAGUAGUGUUCAGUUGUUUGGUGGCUCUCAGUUUUGGGGCUUCAUUAGAAAAUCGUAUCAUCGGUGGAGAAGAUGCAAAAGAUGGAGAAUAUCCUCACCAGAUCUCAUUGAGAUUCCAAAGCAGACACACAUGUGGAGGCUCAAUUUUGCAUUCAUUGUAUAUUUUGACGGCUGCACAUUGCGUUGAAGGAAGGGAUGAUGAUGUCACUAAAUUUACCGUUGUUGCUGGUUCGGUAUCGCUUACGAAAGGAGGUGAAGUACAUCAAGUAGACAAGAUUACUUAUCAUGACAAAUAUAGUCCAGAGACAAUGCACAACGAUAUUGCAGUAAUCAAGCUGAAAACACCAAUUACUUUCGAUAACAACAAAAAAACAAUAGCACUCCCUAAGGAAGACACCAUCGGAGGAGAAACUGUGCAACUAUCUGGCUGGGGAUUAACUGCGUACCCUGAUGGCGAGAUUCCGGAUAUUCUGAAGAAAAUGAUGGCUAUUACAUACGAAAACAGCAUUUGUGAAAAAUUUCAUGAAAAUGGGCCACUAAAGCCAAAAGCUUCAGGUGAUAUUAUCAAACCAGGAAUGCUGUGCGCUUAUCAUAAGCUCAACAUCGGAGCAUGCAGGGGUGAUUCUGGUGGUCCUCUUGUUGCCGAAGAAAAUGGAAAAUUGGUUCAAGUAGGAGUUGUAUCAUGGGCUUGGCAAUAUUGUGCUUUGGGAGUACCAGAUGUAUAUGCCCGAGUAUACUAUUAUUUGGAUUGGAUCCAUCAACAUACUGAUAAUGUUCUAUUGAACAACUCAGAAUAAAUUAAUUGAAAAAAUAGCAAAAUUUAUCA